GAUCCAGGAUUUCCGAGUGAGAGUCGCCUGAAGCUGUAUGAGAUGUGUACACCCUGACGUGAUCUUGUUACUGGAGCCCAACAGCCUUGUGGUGCACAUGGUGAGGCUGUUCCCCACCUCGGAGUCCAUGUGCAGUGUUCAAACAUUGUCCAACAGAACAGGUCAAUCAAACGAUGAAUGACAGUGGUCAGGCCACUCCCCCUAUCUUAGCAGACCCCCUCUGCUCCCCUCCCCCUCAUCUGUUAGACCUUCCCUCCUCGUCGCCUUCAGCAUCCUCCUCCGGCGCACCUCUGACACCACCUCCUACACCCCCGACGAUAUUCUCACCCUGCCAGAUGACCUUCAGGGAGGCAGUACAGAAUGGGGACACCAUUGAACUCGAAAGGAUUCUGGAGGAGAGGGAGGGAAAAAUUAAUAUAAAUUUAUACGACACCGAAGGUCAAACAGCUCUACAUCAUAGUUGCUUCAAAGGCAACCUUGAGCUUGUCAAACUUCUAGUACGUUUUGGUGCAGACGUGCGCCUGGCUAACAGGGACGGUUGGAACCCGCUACACAUAGCAGCGUACGGCGGACACAAUGAUAUUUUCCUUUUUUUAAUGACGCUCGCAGGCAGGAGAUCAUAGCAGAUAACACACUGUAGGAUAGACUUGUCCUGCAUAUUCCAGUGGUGAAGCCCUCCUCACAAUCUCCAAGACUAAGUGAUUAGUGUACUGCUGAGUGUCAUUCAUUCAGACAGGAUAACUGUGUUAUACAUGGGUGUAUUGUCAUCUGUUCCCGGACGUUCAAGCCAAAAUGGACCCUUGACCACCUCAGACAUUGCUUGCCCUCCCUUGGUCAGGUCAGGUAAAGUUUAAAGGGCAGAGAAAAAGUUGUUUUGGGCUAAAACUGUUUCUUGUGUUGAAUGUAAGGUUUAUAAAAAAAAAGUAAUAUUUUUCUACUUCUCCAAAUUAACUGCUACUUCUAGAGUACUUUUAAACUUAAAAUACGUACAUGAAAAAUAUAUUUGUUUUUGCAUUAUAUAUAUAUAUAUAUAUGUAUUUUUAUUAUUCAUCUGAAUCUGCCAGUUGUUCAUUGAACAAAAUGUUAUAAGUUUGAUGCAUAUAAAGAAUGGGUGGAUGCUUGGACUUGUACGUGCUUGUGACAAGGAUGUAGUGAUUACACAUACCUCUGUGUAAUUUAUCACUAUUUGAAUACUCAGAAUGCUGCUAGAUUACGUAUUUAUAUGCAGGGCAAAGAUUCUGUCUCAAGCUUUAUGCUGUUCUAUGUAAAACACAAUGACUGGUUCUCAAACAAAGUUCCACUAUAUGUAUAUAUGCACACAAUUUUUUUUUUGUAUUACCAUAAAUGUAUGUGUAGUCAUCAGGAGCACAACCACAUUAUUGCCAUUAGUUAUUUUAUAAAUAAUUGAAAUAUUUAUGUACAAAGCUAGUGGUAGAUAGUUAUUUAUUUCUGAUGUAGGAUUCAAAGUUGAAUGCAAGUCUUUUUUUAAAAGUACACUUCCAACUAACCUGAGAUUUGUGAAUCUAGUUUUCCCCACCCUCUU
Messenger RNA from Physella acuta, 1543 nucleotides. RefSeq names its product notch-regulated ankyrin repeat-containing protein. The record is from RefSeq and is a predicted model, not a curated record. Gene Ontology annotation, molecular function: enzyme inhibitor activity; protein binding; phosphatase regulator activity. Gene Ontology annotation, cellular component: cytoplasm. NCBI's taxonomy places the organism in Eukaryota, Metazoa, Mollusca, Gastropoda, Physidae.